AUGUCGUCUCCCUCCCAACUUCGCCCUCGCGGGUCCUCCAAAUUCAUUGAAGGCUCUGAGGCCACAGGUCCAGACGUACUCCUGCGCGCCCAAACCUCGAACAAACUUCUCUUAAAAAUCCUCUCCGAAAUGGACGCCAUGGAGUGUAAGCAGAAGCCAACGGGUCGCAACCCCGGGCACGCCCACCGCGUCUCCAGCUCCUCGCUCGAGUCCUUCGCUUCUUCAUCAUCCUCGCGCUCGAAAAAUACCGUGCUGCCAAAAGAGAAAGACUGGCGACGAGGCCUCACAUUUGGAAGAAUGAGUACGGAGAGGCUCAGGGAACAGUAUGGAAAUGGAGAACAUGACUCGGAAACGCUUGCGAACAAGGUUAUAGGGCGCCUGAGGGCGUUGACUGGAGGUGCCAGGCCUUACCCAGGGCCAUGA
Venustampulla echinocandica is the source of this 423-nucleotide messenger RNA. RefSeq lists its product as uncharacterized. The record is from RefSeq and is a predicted model, not a curated record. The transcript has a single exon. The coding region runs from base 1 to 423 and encodes 140 amino acids. Lineage: Eukaryota; Fungi; Ascomycota; Leotiomycetes; Helotiales; Pleuroascaceae.